AAGUUGAUUUAUGCAGAUAAGCAAGAAGUUCAAGGAGAUGGUCCAUUUCUGGAUGGAAUUAAUGUCACAAUAAGAAGAAAUUAUAUUUAUGAAGAUGCUUAUGACAAGCUUUCUCCAGAAAAUGAGCCUGACUUGAAAAAGCGCAUCCGCAUGCACCUGCUCAAUGCCCAUGGGCUGGACGAAGCUGGUAUCGACGGUGGCGGCAUUUUCAGAGAGUUUUUAAAUGAACUACUGAAAUCAGGAUUUAACCCCAACCAGGGCUUCUUUAAGACUACUAAUGAAAGGCUUCUGUACCCCAACCCAGCUGCUCAGAUGCUCGUGGGAGACUCUUUUGCCAGACAUUACUACUUCCUGGGCAGAAUGCUUGGAAAGGCUCUCUACGAGAACACGCUGGUGGAGCUACCCUUCGCAGGCUUCUUCCUCUCCAAGCUGCUAGGGACCAGCGCCGACGUGGACAUUCAUCACUUGGCCUCCUUAGACCCUGAAGUCUAUAAGAACUUGCUGUUUCUCAAGAGCUACGAAGAUGAUGUGGAGGAACUUGGGCUGAACUUCACUGUGGUGAACAAUGACCUGGGAGAGGCACAGAACCUGUGGACAUAA
Messenger RNA from Otolemur garnettii (small-eared galago), 600 nucleotides. Its product is annotated as ubiquitin-protein ligase E3C-like. Gene Ontology annotation, molecular function: ubiquitin protein ligase activity. Gene Ontology annotation, biological process: ubiquitin-dependent protein catabolic process; protein polyubiquitination. The coding region runs from base 151 to 600 and encodes 149 amino acids. Lineage: Eukaryota; Metazoa; Chordata; Mammalia; Primates; Galagidae. The record is from RefSeq and is a predicted model, not a curated record. The transcript is spliced from 2 exons.